AUGGGCCUGGAAAAACUACAUCCAUUUGAUGCUGGGAAAUGGGGAAAAGUAAUAAAUUUCUUGAAAGAAGACAAACUCAUUGCAGAUGACGUGAUUGUACAAGCUCGAGAAGCCACUGAACAAGACCUUUUAGUUGUCCACACAAGACGCUACUUGAAUCGAUUAAAGCGCAAGGUGCUAAGACCUCUAAGAACACAAACAGGAGGAACAAUAAUGGCUGGAAAACUUGCCAUUGAGAGGGGAUGGGCAAUUAAUGUUGGUGGGGGCUUUCAUCACUGUUCGAGUGAUAAAGGUGGAGGAUUUUGUGCAUAUGCUGAUAUUACAUUGGCUAUAAAGUUUUUAUUUGAAAGAAUGGAAGGAGUUUCUAAGGCAACUAUUAUAGAUCUGGAUGCACAUCAGGGUAAUGGUCAUGAACGAGACUUCAUGGAGGAUAGCAGAGUAUACAUCAUGGAUGUUUACAACAGGUACAUUUAUCCUGGAGAUGGAUUUGCUAAACGAGCCAUAAAACGUAAAAUUGAAUUGGACUGGGGCACAGAAGACACGGAAUACCUUCAAAAAGUAAAAACACAUGUGGAAGGUGCAUUGAAUGAAGUGAAACCAGACAUUAUCAUUUAUAAUGCUGGAACUGAUGUUCUGGAUGGUGACCCAUUGGGAGGCUUGGCUAUUUCACCACAGGGAAUUAUUGAAAGAGAUUUAAUUGUCUUCAGAGCGGCUAGAAAACACAGAAUUCCUAUCUUGAUGGUGACAUCUGGAGGCUAUCAGAAGAGGACAGCUCGGAUAAUUGCAGAUUCUAUUGUCAAUUUGCACAACCUAGGGCUUAUUGACAAAGAGCUUGUGUGUGGUGAAGCUGAAAACCCAAAGGUAGAACUGAUUAUUAGAGAAGGCAAGAAAUAACAGCU
Messenger RNA from Gekko japonicus, 899 nucleotides. RefSeq names its product histone deacetylase 11 (gene HDAC11). NCBI's taxonomy places the organism in Eukaryota, Metazoa, Chordata, Lepidosauria, Squamata, Gekkonidae. The coding region runs from base 1 to 894 and encodes 297 amino acids. The record is from RefSeq and is a predicted model, not a curated record. Gene Ontology annotation, molecular function: histone deacetylase activity. The transcript is spliced from 9 exons.